Molecule: messenger RNA, 1047 nt
Organism: Sesamum indicum (sesame)
Lineage: Eukaryota; Viridiplantae; Streptophyta; Magnoliopsida; Lamiales; Pedaliaceae
Product: ubiquitin hydrolase
Source: RefSeq, a predicted model, not a curated record
AGAGAGAGAGAGAGAGAGAGAUGAGUGAAGUUUGAAGCAAGCAAGCAGCACCUCACAUCCAGACCACUGCCGGUGGAGAAAAAACAAGAAUCACUCACCCCCACUCACAUUACAUAUAUUAAUACCCUUUCUCCUUACUCUUUUGUUUCCUUCUCUCUCUCUCUCUCUUUCUGUCUCUGUCUCACAUUUCAUCUCUUCAAGAGCUCAUGGCUACAGAAUACUGCCGGAAGAGUGGUCAAAUCCCAGCAUUUGGCGACUGGGAAACUGCGAAUCAGCUGCCGAUAACACAGUACUUUGAGUGCGCCAGGCAGGCGGGGCUGCUCCGCUGUAGCUGUUCUGGAGAAUGCUGUGCCUCUUGGGGCGGCGCUGCUGCUGCUGCUGCUGGUGAUCUUUAUGGUACUGUUGGUUUUGAUAAACCCCUGCCUCGCCGGGUUUAUGCUGUUCCUCAACGCAAGGGAACGUAUUUGCAGACAAGUGGAAUCAACAAAGGUUAUUCACAGUCCAAGGAGCAGAGGAAGCAAGUUAAGGUUCGGGAUUUGAUGGAACAACCAAGAACUCGGCCCUCAUCUCAGAAGCUGCAGUACUCGAAACAAAGUACUAAAUCAGUAAACCUCGUCCAACAAAAAUCCUCAAUCACUGUCAAACCAGUAGACGAAGAUCUGUACAAGAUCCCUUCUGAGCUCCUCGAAAAUUCCAAACGAAAAAAGAUGCUGGGAUUCUUUUCGAGAUGCAUGGUUCCUCCUUGUGCGGCAUGAGUCUGAUCAAGUGUGGAGUAAUCCGUCUCUAGUUUGUGAUAUAGUGAAUGAAGCUGUUUCACUCAUCACAUAGAUAUCUAGAGAACUUAGUAGUCAUUUUUCCGCAGUCUGAAUCUUCUAUUUUAAAUUGGUAUUUCAUCAUAUCAUAUAUUUUACUUUAUAUUGUGUGGUCACAUCACAUCACGUGUAUAAAAUAUUUUCUUGAAUAUAUAGACCAAGUGAAUUUUAUAUACGUGUUGUGUGAAUAAAGAAGAAUAUAAGAUGAAGUAUCAUGUUUAGAGUAGAUGGACUA